AUGAGUGGAAAAAUAGUAAAAAUUUGUGGUUUAAAGGAUGCAGAAUCUGCCAGUGUGGCUAUAAAGCGGGGAGCAAACCUUUUGGGCGUGAUAUUAGUGCCGAAUAGGAAACGAACAGUUGAGGAUGAUAAAGCUAGAGAAAUAUCAAAUCUAUGCCGGCAACAGCGUAAGAGGCUGAAUAGACGAUUUCAGACAAGCAAGGAACUCAUAAAUUAUGCACGAACAUUAUCCAGCACAGGUGCACUAUGGUUUGAAGACUGUUCAAAACUCAUAAUAGAGAACGGUCCGUUUUUGGUUGGCGUUUUUAGAAAUCAACCACUAGAUGAUGUGAUAAGCAUAUGCAAGCGACUAGAUAUCGAUAUUGUACAGCUACAUGGAUCAGAGAAUCUCGAGGAAUAUGUUCCGGCUUUAGAAUUGCCCGUUAUUGCACGUUUCACCCCGGGUAGAAGCGAUUUGUCGAAGGCCGUGCAAACACACAAACAUUUACUUCCACUUUUGGAUUCAGAGGCAGGAGGGCAGGGAAAGGUGAUUGACUGGGCUGAGGCAGCGGAGUUUAAUAGAGAUCUAGAUGGACAAUUUAUACUAGCAGGUGGAUUGACGCCGGAGAAUGUGGAUCGGGCAUUGCUGGUGUCCGGGUGUUUGGGUGUUGAUGUGAGUGGAGGAGUCGAGACGGAUGGAAGUAAGGAUCACGAGAAGAUUGGGAGGUUUUUAAGGAAUGCGAGAAAGGAAGUGCUAUGA
Messenger RNA from Brettanomyces bruxellensis, 738 nucleotides. RefSeq lists its product as uncharacterized. Gene Ontology annotation, molecular function: phosphoribosylanthranilate isomerase activity. NCBI's taxonomy places the organism in Eukaryota, Fungi, Ascomycota, Pichiomycetes, Pichiales, Pichiaceae. The record is from RefSeq and is a predicted model, not a curated record. The transcript has a single exon. The coding region runs from base 1 to 738 and encodes 245 amino acids. Gene Ontology annotation, biological process: L-tryptophan biosynthetic process.